Molecule: messenger RNA, 1719 nt
Organism: Pseudophryne corroboree (corroboree frog)
Lineage: Eukaryota; Metazoa; Chordata; Amphibia; Anura; Myobatrachidae
Gene: NIT1
Product: nitrilase 1
Exons: 6
Coding region: 617-1492 (291 amino acids)
Molecular function (GO): hydrolase activity, acting on carbon-nitrogen (but not peptide) bonds, in linear amides
Source: RefSeq, a predicted model, not a curated record
UCCUCUCCCAUGUCCCAUCUCCUGCUGCAAGUCACAGAAUGAGCUGGCAUGGCUUGCUGGGAUCUGUUGUUCACUAGAAGGCUCCCCAUAGUGGGGGGAUGUACUAAGGCUUGGGGGACCAUUUGGUUGAGGCUUAUUCCUUCUUUCUGUGGGGUGUUGGCUGCAAAUGUUUACUAUCACCCUAAUGUAUGUAGGAGGGUUCAUAUAUCUCCAACACCCGCUGCAGCCCACGUAGGUUUCUAUGGGGAAUGCGAUACUGCCAGAUUUACCUGUAUCCGGAAUGUGAAGCGUUCCCAAUAUGGCCUCCGCAGCUACGGCUGUCUGAAGAUGGCGGUAGCCCGCUGUAGCCUAUGGGUCACACUUUACAUAAGUGCCCGGGAGACGGUCCCCCCAGAACCCUCUCCAGCAAUGGCCGCCACACAUGCGCAGUAUACCUGGCACUGACGCGGGCACAUUGCAGGGACGGGCACCUUUCGGAGCUCCUGCCGUUGCUGCUUAUUCCAUCCAGGGAACAUGUAUCCGUUUCCUGCAGUGCGAUCUAUGGCGCUGAUUCUGCGACCAGAUCACAUUGUAAAUGCAAUGAUUGGUAAAUGGCCAUAUUUAUUGUAUCAGGAACAUGUCCGCCGCGCAGGCUCCUCCCAGGCCUCUGAUCGCAGUCUGUCAGAUGACUUCAACGUCCAACAAGGAGAAGAACUUGUCCACGUGCUCGCAGCUUAUCCGGGAAGCCGCCUCUCGGAGCGCCUGUAUGGUCUUCCUGCCGGAGGCUUGUGAUUACAUCGGCAGCAACACGGAGGAGACCCUCAGCCUGGCGGAGCCUCUAGACGGGGAUCUUAUGCAGCGAUACGCAGACCUCGCCAGGGAAUGCGGGGUCUGGCUGUCUCUCGGGGGCUUUCAUGAGAAAGGAGCCAGCUGGGAUAGGGAUCGGAGGAUCUCCAACGCUCACGUGAUUCUAGAUGAUACAGGACACGUGGUAUCUGUGUACCGUAAAACCCACCUGUUUGACGUGGACCUGCAGAGUGGGGUGUCCCUGAAGGAGAGCAGUUUUACUAUCCCUGGAGCUGAGCUUGUUGCACCAGUCAGUACCCCAGCGGGAAAGGUUGGCCUUGCAGUUUGCUACGACCUGCGUUUUCCAGAGAUGUCUUUGGCAUUAUCCCGGGAAGGAGCAGAGAUUCUCACCUACCCCUCGGCCUUUACCGUCACUACAGGACUGGCACACUGGGAGGUGCUGCUGAGAUCCCGCGCUAUAGAGAACCAGUGUUACGUGGUGGCAGCGGCACAGACCGGCGCUCACAACCAGCGGAGGACUUCGUUCGGCCACGCCAUGGUGGUAGAUCCAUGGGGCGUGGUCAUAGCUCAGUGCCAGGAUGGGGUGGGUCUGUGCUACGCCGAGAUCAACUUGCCAUAUCUACACCGCGUGCGGCAGGAAAUGCCAGUUCGGUGCCACCGGAGGGCUGAUCUGUACGGCGAUGUCACCAGAGAGACCCCAGGCUGACGUACGCACACAGAUGGGUGCAACAAAUGCGCAACAGCAUCAGGGAUAACGAAUAAUGCAAUUCAUUGAUUGUGUCACAUUCUGAUCAAUAAAUGCAAUAUUGCUAAUCGAGGUCAGUUAUGGCGCAGAAUGUAAUAUAAAAUAAUAAUAUAAUCCAGCGUGAGAUCAAUACAGAUUACAACAGUGUCAAUUCUUUGAAUAAAAUAAAUGGAAUUUCUGUUAAUUUA